UUUGUAACAACAGACUCGACCAACUGCUCUUUGAGUGGGGCUAGAUCCGCCUGGUCUGGAGGGCCAUCUGUUUCAUGUGCUGACCGCUGACUGACAGAGCGCCAUGGACCCGUCAGAGUCAGGGGGGCCGGCGGCCGGUCUCGGCCCAGAACAGAGUCUCCAACCCGAGCUUUCUGCAGCGAUGCGGGCUAAAAUCGAGCGUAACCGGCAGCAGGCGCUGAUGCUCCGGCAGGCUCGACUCGCGCGCCGCCCGUCGUCCGCCGUGGAGGGGGCGACCUCGGCGAAGAUCUCCAAGACCAUCGACUCUGGUGCCGGCUUCUUCAUCGAGGAGGAGCAGGACGGAGAGGAAGAGCAGAGGACCAGGAAGGUUGUGCAUCAGCCAGCCCCUGUCAUCGAGGCAGACUACCUGCUGUGCGACGACUGUCAAAAACCCUUUAUGGACUCGUACCUCAGCAACAGAUUUGACCUGUCUGUCUGUGAUAAGUGCAGAGACAACGAGGAGAAGCACAAGCUGGUCUCCAGAACGGAGGCCAAGCAGCACUACCUGCUGAAGGACUGUGACCUGGACAAGAGGGAGCCUCCACUCAGGUGUAUACUGAAGAAAAACCCUCAUCACGCAACCUGGGGAGACAUGAAGCUUUACCUCAAAGUACAGGUGGAGAAGAGGUGUAUGGAGGUGUGGGGUUCAGAGGAGGCUCUGGAGGAGGCCAAAGAGACGAGGGAAGAGAACCGAGAGACGCAGAAACAAAAACGCUACAACAAGAAGGUCAAAGAGCUGCGCAGGGCAGUGAGGAGCAGUAUGUGGACCAAAGACACCAGCGUUCACCAACAUCAGUACGGAGCGGAGGAGGUGGUGGAUCUGGAGGAAGACCUCUACAAGAAAACCUGCACCACCUGCGGACAUGAACUCUCCUAUGAGAAGAUGUAGACGCUCGCUCACUAGCGCGCUCUCCAACACUGACUGGAGAAGAUAUGCGGUGCUUUUAUGGGGAAUCAUUCAUCUCGCAAACCCUCGAUGCCUCCAGCUCUAUUUUUCCUAGAUUUCUACUGGUAUUUAUCAAUAAAACACUCCAUCCUGGUGACGUACACGGGAACAAAAUCACUCGGACACUUACAGGCUGUCAGGUGUUUCUGUUUCAAACAGCCGUUACUGACCUCGACUUGAACUACUGUAUAGUUUAGCACAACUGCAUGUUGCUCCACUUCCCUCGUCUUUUUGUUGCAUGCAAAGGUUUCCUCUGGCAAUGGGCAAAUCAAGGAAGGCACAAUAUUGACACUUGAAAAUAGCACCUGGCCCGCUGCCGUUGAGAUUGCAGUGAGACGCGGAGAAAAUGUGAAGUGGUGCUCUUCGCAAUAGAACAUCUUUGAUGGGACGUGUCGCGUCUCGGCCAAUCAGCGUUCAGAUGUCGACAUCGUUUGGGGGUUCAGGUUAGCUUGAAUGUCAGCCCGCUACAUCUGCUGCUGUCACGCUGCACGGUGCAGCGAUACUAACAAAGUACACGUACGUUAAACACGAUGUGAUUUAGCAUAUUUUUAGUAUCGAUACUUCAUUAAGAGAGCGAUCAGAGCUCACGCGCUGCUCCGUGUCGAGCUGUCUGCGCACACUGCACUGCGCAGGGCUCACAGCGAGAGAAGUGGCGCAGCUGUAGAGACUUCGGCUUAAAAAAUAAAAAGAUGCCAGAACUGAAAUGUUUCAGUGUGUAAAGUUCUACUAACUCUACAGCUGCUCAUCCUGAUGAACUCUAUCAUCUGGUCAGAGACUAACUGCCUCAUAGUGUAUAAUCAAUGCUAUGAUGGAACCAUGUAGUUUCAUUAAUAUCUUGCUGUAUUAAUACUAAUAUUACUGCCAUGUGUUGAAAAAGUUGGUAAAAAGUGAUCCAUA
Pseudoliparis swirei is the source of this 1882-nucleotide messenger RNA. It is a transcript of the gene xpa, whose product is annotated as xeroderma pigmentosum, complementation group A. Gene Ontology annotation, biological process: nucleotide-excision repair involved in interstrand cross-link repair; UV-damage excision repair; base-excision repair. Gene Ontology annotation, molecular function: damaged DNA binding. NCBI's taxonomy places the organism in Eukaryota, Metazoa, Chordata, Actinopteri, Perciformes, Liparidae. The transcript is spliced from 5 exons. The coding region runs from base 104 to 928 and encodes 274 amino acids. The record is from RefSeq and is a predicted model, not a curated record. Gene Ontology annotation, cellular component: nucleotide-excision repair factor 1 complex.